AUGAACUCUCUAUCCCAUUUACUCAACAAGGCCGCUGCAGAUUUCAAGAUCAACUACCACCAUCAAUACAACAAUGCCAAAUUAACACAUCUCAGCUUCGCUGAUGACCUUCUGAUCUUCAUUGAUGGGUCUCUUUCAUCUCUCCAGGCGAUCUUUCAAGUGCUAAAGGAGUUUGAAAACCGGUCAGGUCUUGCUGUGAGUAUGCAGAAAUCCUCAUUCUUUGCAUCGGGUCUGACUCAGGCUGAAAUUGACACUAUCCAAGCUUCUACGAGUAUGCCCAUUGCCACUCUUCCUGUAAGAUAUCUCAGCGUGCCCCUGAACUCCUCAAAGCCAUCUCUUACAAACUGUGAAGGCAUGAUCCAGCAGAUUAAAGCUAGACUGUCUUCUUGGAGUGCAAAAUUGCUAUCGUUUGCAGGCAGACUCCUCUUGAUCAAAACUGUGAUUGCAUGGAUAAACACAUUCUGGUGCUCCUCUUUUAUUCUCCCCAAAAGUGUGAUAAAAAGAGUAAACUCUCUCUGUGGAGUGUUUCUGUGGAAAGGAGACAUUGAGAGCCACCACUCUGCUCGGGUGGUGUGGGAAGAUGUCGUCAAAGAGAAGAAGAAUGGUGGUUUGGGGAUAAAAGACCUUCUUGUCUGGAACAAGGCAUGCAUACUAAGACUUAUUUGGCUAUUGUUUUUUCAAGCAGGUUUAGUACGGGUCACAUGGUUCAAAUCAACUGUCCUAGACGAUAACCUAAGCAACUUUUGGACUAUCAAACCUAGCCAUAAAUUCUCCUGGUUAACUAACAAUAUAAUCAAGAUGAGGGAUACAAUGUUUACCUGGAUCCAGCUGAAGAUAGGUGAUGGAAGGAGCUGCAGAUUCUGGACUGGUAACUGGUUCCCGAUGGGACGAGUUACUGACUUCAUGCUACAGGGGAGGAACACACGCCUAGGUAUCAGGAAGGACGCUACACUAGCAAGCUUGUGUAGGGAGGGUCAAUGGCUUAUUCCUCAGGCUCGCUCUGAGAAUCAAGUUGCGGUUCUGGCAUUCCUAAUGAGUAUCAGUUUUACAGAAGAAGAAGACACCUAUGAGUGGGUGAUAGACGGUAAAUCAUAA
Brassica oleracea var. oleracea is the source of this 1095-nucleotide messenger RNA. RefSeq lists its product as uncharacterized. The record is from RefSeq and is a predicted model, not a curated record. Lineage: Eukaryota; Viridiplantae; Streptophyta; Magnoliopsida; Brassicales; Brassicaceae. The transcript has a single exon. The coding region runs from base 1 to 1095 and encodes 364 amino acids.